Molecule: messenger RNA, 2827 nt
Organism: Puccinia graminis f. sp. tritici CRL 75-36-700-3
Lineage: Eukaryota; Fungi; Basidiomycota; Pucciniomycetes; Pucciniales; Pucciniaceae
Exons: 5
Coding region: 655-2334 (559 amino acids)
Source: RefSeq, a predicted model, not a curated record
AGGAAAACAGAACCAGCCGCCAUCCAUCCAUCCCCUUGCAGUUCCAUCCUCCCUGUUUUGAUUGUCCCCACUCCUGUCCAAAAAUCCCCCCCUUCCCUGUUCACAUCAUUCCCUUGACUUGUUUUGACCUGUUCAUUUAUUGCUCUCUCUUUUUUAGUGUUUCCCAUCAUUUUCAUUCCCCUCGAUCUUACCCUCACCCUCCCACUCACUCACUCACUCACUUCAGACACCACACUCACUAACUGAUUGCAAUCUAACUCUCAGAUUGCAACCAACAUAAUAACAACUUCUUAUCAACUUCCUCAACCCCUGCCCAUUUACCCGAUUGAAUGACCAGCAACUGAAGAUCAAAAGGAACAACCCGGAAUUAAAACAAAAAUUCAAACACAGUCGAUUUCGAUUCCAACCAUUAUAAACACUAGCAGCAUUCAGCCAUCUCUUUCAGCCACCUCACUCACUAACAACUCAACUCUACAUACUCUCAAGCCCUCUCUCCCAAGCCAACAACCCAUCUCGACCAACCAAGCCCAACCAUCGCUCAGCAGACCCUCGACUAUAAACCACUACCCCACUCCCAUUCUCCCCCUCCUUCUUCUUCUUCCUUCCCAUCCUACCAAACUCACUAAUCCAAAAACCCGAACUUCCUUCUUCACCAUGACUGUCAGUCGACCUCAAUCAUCUCUCUCUAAUCACUCCGACGACCAACGACUCCACUUCCAUCGUCAACUGAUGGGAAGAGCCAAUAGCUCCACUGCUACUAAUCAGCUUGAACUUCAUCAACCUCUGCUGCCUAAUCGGCAAUCCAACCUUGGCUUGAACACCACAUCCUGUAGCUUCAUCGAUCCACUCAGGAACUCGACAACCGACCUAUCGCCCUACCAUCAUGCCAUGUUCAACCACCCAUCCUCCACUUCAACUCGUCCAUCUUCAAGAUCAUCCAACUAUUCGGCCACCUCACCACUACCCAUCCCUCCCAUCGCCAUCGGCUCACCCACCGCCUCUCUCUCCUCGAGACACUCUUCAUCCGUCAGAGGCGACCUCUACAAUGCUGCCAGUCUCUUCCCACUCCCAUCCACAUCUUUCCGGCCUGCAACCGCUGGAUCUGGUCAGUUCUUCGAUCCCGACGUCGAGGCCGAAAGGGUCCGGCUUGCUAAACUCGAACAGCGUCGUAGUCUCGCCCUGUCUCGUCCUAAUAUGAACACCGCGCGUAACAGUAGCGAGGGUAGUAUCAGAAGUGUCCACAGCUUUCGCUCGGUCGGUCCCAGUCAUUCCAAGGUCCUAGGACCCCCUGGCCGCUUCGGAACGAACGCUGGUUCGGUAUAUCGACCUUCACCUCUGAGAUCUGCAUCUACUCCAGCAUUGGCGACGAUGGAAGCAGAAGCAGAGAAGAAGAAGCAACGUAAGGAGAUGAAGGAGGAGUACCAAAAGAUGCGAGCGGCGCGGAUCGAGGAGGAGAAGCGGAUGUCCCAACAAGCUGGGGAGAAGUACCCAUCGCAAGACUCGCCAGGCUGGUUUGCGUCGCGGUUCAAGCGGUCCAAAGAGCUCCCAUCGACGAGGCGGAUCGCGGGACAUGGUAUUGACGAUCGACGGUCUACUUCCCAGUCCUCGGCCACCGAGUCCAGUGCGCCUUCAUCCUCGCCCCUUGACGAUGGCUCGCAUUCCACCGUGCCCACCUCGGUGGAGGAGGAUUACCAGGAGCUCGGCCAACGGCCCAAGAACGAGGAUCUGCUCGAGGACCUCUCGGACCAUAUGAGCUCCUUCGACUCCCCUCCCAUCGACCCCUUCCGCAAGAGCAUGCUCCCCGGCCAGGUCCCGCCUACCCCCACCAAACGACCAAUUGCUACCGGCCAAACUCCCAAGACUAUCGGCAGAACUCUCCCGUCUCGGAUGAACAUCAUCAAACUUAAUAAGCUCCUUGAGAGCUUCAAGAUCGGCGGUGCAACGGCCCCUCCAACUGGGCUGAAUGAUGAUGAUUCGACAACCACUCCGAUCUCGAUCACUCAGAAAGAGGACAAACGUAAACCCAAGAUCUCGGUCGUCGAAUCCCGCUCACCCAUUCCGAAUAACCAUCCAUCAUCAACGCUUAAUAAUAAUAAUAAUCCCUCUCUGGCAAAUGAGGCUCAAUCGGGCUGGUUUGGAUCGAUCAAAUCGAUUCGUCACAAGGCCGCCAGACUCUCCCGAGUGGACACUCGGAAUAGCACAAUCGAUCCGCUCAACGCCGGCAAGCGGAGGAAAAGCAUCGGCGGACUGUUCUUUAAUAGUAGCGUUGUCAACAAUCAGGCCGAGCUUAUUCCUCCGGUCCCCAAACUGCCCGUCGAUCUUGUCCAUCAUUAAUUCUCCCAGCUUUUCCUCUUUUUUUUUUCUUCUCUUCUUUCGCCCAAUUCAUCUGCUUCUUCAUCUGUCGAACAAUCCUUAUCCUUUUUGUAUAUCAGCUCUUCUCUGUGGUCUUAUCCCCUUCUUCCCAAAAGACACAAAAGCUCUUGCCUUUUUUUGGUCUUUAUUUCGAGUUCUAAUACUUAAUUUGAUUUGACUUUGUCAGCUGUUUUUCUCUUCUGGCCUUUGGAUCAUCAUCAUCCUCAUCAUCAUCUAUUAUCUAUCUGACCUCCUCCAUUAUCUUUUCUUGUCAUUCAUUUAUCUAUCAAUCCUUCCAUCCCCCUUUUUUUUGAAGAAAGAAGAAGAAACAGGUCAUAUAUAAAUAGUAUAUAUAUUCUCAUAUAUAUAAGCUUGAUAUAUCUUUCAUUAAUCAGAGCUCUAUCCCUCUUCUUUGUUUCUUCUUCCUUUGUUUAUCUCAGCAAUCAUUUUCUUUUUUCAUUAUUAUUAUUAUUCU